This is a messenger RNA of Capsicum annuum, 1469 nucleotides long. Its product is annotated as glutathionyl-hydroquinone reductase YqjG. The transcript has 6 exons. Lineage: Eukaryota; Viridiplantae; Streptophyta; Magnoliopsida; Solanales; Solanaceae. The record is from RefSeq and is a predicted model, not a curated record. Gene Ontology annotation, cellular component: cytoplasm. Gene Ontology annotation, molecular function: glutathione transferase activity. Bases 81 to 1166 code for a protein of 361 amino acids.
UAUUAUAAAUCAUACUAAUAAUUAAAAUAAAUUUUCAAAAAAUAUUUGUUGGACGGCUUUCACGGGUAUUAGUAACUAGUAUGUACUUAAGUAGUAUGAAUUUUCCUUUUAUAAACAGAUCAAUCCAAGCACAAACACUGACACACACUUGUGGAUUGCAACAGCUUUCUUUCAAGCACAGUAUACAAAUGGCUCGUUCCGCUCUGGAUGAGAUGUCAGCAACUGGUGCUUUUGAGAGAACUGCUUCAACCUUCCGUAAUAUAAUCUCAAGGGACCCUGGUUCCCGCUUUCCAGUGGAAUCUGGGAGGUACCACCUCUAUAUAUCAUAUGCUUGCCCAUGGGCAUCAAGGUGCCUGGCCUACUUGAAGAUUAAAGGCCUUGACCAAGCCAUUGAUUUCACAUCUGUUAAACCUAUUUGGGAGAGGACGAAGGACACUGAUGAGCACAUGGGAUGGGUUUUUGCUUCAUCAAGCACCAAGGAGCCAGGAGCCGAUCCUGAUCCUGUUAAUGGAGCCAAAAGCAUAAGGGAGCUGUAUGAGCUUUCAAGUACAAACUAUUCUGGAAAAUACACAGUUCCGGUUCUUUGGGAUAAGAAACUGAAGACAGUCGUGAACAACGAGAGUUCAGAAAUAAUACGCAUGUUUAAUAGUGAAUUCAAUGAUAUAGCUGGGAAUGCUGCUUUGGACCUUUAUCCUUCUCAUUUGCAAUCCCAAAUCAAUGAAACAAAUGACUGGAUAUAUAAUGGAAUAAACAACGGAGUAUAUCGAUGUGGUUUUGCGAAGAAGCAAAAGCCUUAUGAGGAGGCAGUGCAAGAACUGUACGAAGCUUUGGACAAAUGUGAGGAGAUAUUGAGCAAGCAGAGAUACUUAUGUGGAGAUCAAGUGACUGAAGCAGAUAUUCGUUUGUUUGUCACCCUGAUUAGGUUUGAUGAGGUCUAUGUUGUCCACUUCAAGUGCAAUAAGAAGCUACUUCGUGAAUAUCCAAAUCUGUUUAAUUACACCAAAGACAUUUUUCAAAUACCCGGCAUGAGCAGUACCGUCAACAUGGAACACAUCAAAAAGCAUUACUAUGGGAGCCAUCCCACCAUCAAUCCUUUUGGAAUCAUUCCCCAGGGUCCAAAUAUUGACUAUUCCUCUCCACAUGAUCGAGAGAAGUUCUCUAAGUAGGAACGCUUCAUAAUCUUGGCAUGCAUUUUCGAAGUUGGGUCAUCUUGUUCCCCUGUUAAAGAAGUAUGUGGAGUUGCUACCGUUGGUACUGUCUCAAUAUUUUGGCUUUUUACAGUGUAAAAUUAUCUAAUAAUCAGAGAUGUAGUUGUGCUAGUUCUUUUCUAAGGUGAGGAGUUGAACAAGAGCUGCUGCUACAUUUGCCGUUUGUUGUUGCUACACCUUUUAAUGCCUUGUGAGUCUGCAGUUUUAUAGUGUGUAAAAUUGUCUAAUAAUAUGAGAUGUAAGUUGUGAAAGUUUUCUGUA